AUAGGCCCCGCCCCUGUGUCCCAAGACCCUGCCUCCUCUUGGGGGGGAAUCGGCCUCUUACUCUAGGCCUUUCGGUUUGCGCGAGCGGGCAAGAGAGCGUGCGUGCGGCGAGGAGGGUGGGCGCUCUCGCUGCCACUGACGAUGGAAGAACUGGAGCAAGGUCUGUUGAUGCAGCCGUGGGCGUGGCUACAGCUUGCUGAGAACUCCCUCUUGGCCAAGGUUUUUAUCAGCAAGCAGGGCUAUGCCUUGUUGGUUUCAGAUCUUCAACAGGUGUGGCAUGAACAGGUGGACACUAGUGUGGUCAGCCAGCGAGCCAAGGAGCUGAACAAGCGGCUCACUGCUCCUCCUGCGGCUUUCCUCUGUCAUUUGGAUAAUCUGCUUCGCCCAUUGUUGAAGGACGCUGCUCACCCUAGCGAAGCUACCUUCUCCUGUGAUCAUGUGGCAGAUGCACUGAUUUUACGGGUGCGGAGUGAGCUCUCUGGCCUCCCCUUCUAUUGGAAUUUCCACUGCAUCCUAGCUAGUCCUUCCCUGGUCUCCCAACAUUUGAUUCGUCCUCUGAUGGGCAUGAGUCUGGUGUUACAGUGCCAAGUGAGGGAGCUAGCAACAUUGCUUCAUAUGAAAGACCUAGAGAUCCAAGACUACCAGGAGAGUGGGGCUACGCUGAUUCGAGAUCGAUUGAAGACAGAACCAUUUGAAGAAAACUCCUUCUUGGAACAAUUUAUGAUAGAGAAACUGCCAGAGGCAUGCAGCAUUGAUGAUGGAAAGCCCUUUGUCAUGAAUCUGCAGAAUCUGUAUAUGGCAGUCACCAAACAGGAGGUCCAAGUGGGACAGAAGCAUCAAGGCACUGGAGAUCCUCAGACCUCAAACAGUGCUUCCCUGCAAGGAAUUCAUAGCCAAUGUGUAAACCAGCCAGAACAACUGGUCUCCUCAGCUCCAACCCUCUCAGCGCCUGAGAAAGAGUCCACAGGUACUUCAGGCCCUCUGCAGAGACCUCAGCUGUCAAAGGUCAAGAGGAAGAAGCCAAGGGGGCUCUUCAGUUAACCCGUUGUGGCCUCAGCUGCUGAGGAUGGACUUGGAGAAUAGCUUCCAAGCUUCACCUUGAAAGAAGCUUGCAUGGCAGCAGUAUUUCUAAAACAGUGAUCCAGUCAGAGGCCUACUGUAAGGGCAAGAGAACUGAAGUUCAUGUUGACAGGCCCACAGGGAAUUGGCCUUCCUAUUCAAGUGGAAGCCAGUCUCUGAGAAUCCCAUGCUCUCCUCUCUUUUGGUGGAGGUUCUGUAGAUUCAGGUUUCUACCAUGGACUUUAGGUAUAUAGGGCAAGUCAGCAAGAAAGCACCACACACUCAGGAAGCCUUGUCUACCUUUCCCUAGAGUCUCUAGCCAGCCAGUCCCCGACACUCCUCAGAGACCCACUUCUGUCUUUUGCAUGGAAUAAGAAGCACUCACACUCCCCUGCUUUUGGGAUUACUUAUGCUGUGGAACUCAUAACCCAAUUCACUUCACUGGGUCCCACCCCAUUGUUGUCUCUGGAUGAAGUCUAGCCAUCAGUCUAGUCCUUCAUAUUCUUCUUAAACUUCUCUGCAGUGGCCAGAGCUAAACCUCCAUUUGGAAACUUUGAUCUUGAGAACUCUCUUCAUGGUGGACACAAGAUAGAUAGAUGAUUGCUGCUUUCCUGUGUCAAACUUGAAUGCAUUUUUCUCUUUGUUUCCAAAGCAUAGGCAACAGGUUAAACUAUCAUGUGGGGUAGUUUAUCAAUCCUCCCACCUCAUCCUCCUGAGUAACUGGGACUAAAGGCACACACCACCACACCUAGCUAAUUUUUGUAUUUUUUGUGUGUGUGGAGACAAGGCUUUGCCAUGUUGCCUAGGCAGGGCUUGAACUCCUGGGCUCUAGUGAGAUCACUGCCCACCUCAGCCUCCCAAAGUGCUGGGUUUACAGGCAUGAACCACCAUGCCUGUCCCAUUUCUGGUUUAUUUACUUGUGAUGGUUAAAUGCCUCCUUAUUCAUAUAUCCUGUAUGUAUACUGGUGUUUCUGUCCUGAUGUCAAGUCUCAAGAGAAGAUGAUCAAACAAUAAUAAAAUAAUUAUAAUAAGAGCAACAAUAA
This is a messenger RNA of Piliocolobus tephrosceles (Ugandan red Colobus), 2102 nucleotides long. RefSeq names its product non-homologous end joining factor 1 (gene NHEJ1). Bases 142 to 1041 code for a protein of 299 amino acids. Gene Ontology annotation, molecular function: DNA end binding. Lineage: Eukaryota; Metazoa; Chordata; Mammalia; Primates; Cercopithecidae. The transcript is spliced from 8 exons. Gene Ontology annotation, biological process: double-strand break repair via nonhomologous end joining. The record is from RefSeq and is a predicted model, not a curated record. Gene Ontology annotation, cellular component: DNA ligase IV complex; nucleus.